Anopheles nili is the source of this 6142-nucleotide messenger RNA. It is a transcript of the gene Dp1, whose product is annotated as vigilin. Gene Ontology annotation, molecular function: mRNA binding. NCBI's taxonomy places the organism in Eukaryota, Metazoa, Arthropoda, Insecta, Diptera, Culicidae. The transcript has 5 exons. Gene Ontology annotation, cellular component: cytoplasm; nucleus. Bases 178 to 4071 code for a protein of 1297 amino acids. The record is from RefSeq and is a predicted model, not a curated record.
AGAACGGGUCGCAAUCGCUCUGAAAACUGGUCAAAGCCAAGUGCAGCAAACUGGAGUCUCUAACGAGGACAACCCCCAUCUAAUCCCGGAUCUUUGGUAUACGCAGUACACUGUACUGUAAAGACUUGCAACGAAAUAGGACUUUUCUUUCCAAGCAGUAACAACAAGCAGGCAGCAAUGAUGGAGGAUUCCGCAAAUGCAAUGGGAGGAGGAAUGGAUCAGCAGCAACUGUCCGGUAACGCGGCCUACGAAAACAGCAUGCCGGUCAAUGUGGCCCCGGUUGCGUCGACGCCCUGUUACGACGAUCUGUUUCCGGCGCUACCGGAGAGCGAACCACCGCGCUUCAAUAGCGCCCUGUCUCCGGCGGCGCAGAGCAUGCGUGUCGGUAGCUCGGUCGUGACGCAGGUGUUCAUCGUUCCGUCUGGCGAACGCAAGCAUGAUUCGGACAAGUUCGGCGAGGGCGAGUCCCUGCGCACGUGCCAGACAAUCAUGAAGGAAACGAACGCGCACAUCGAGAUCUCAAGCGGCAAGGAUCAGUCGCUGACGUUCCUGGUGACGGGCAAGGUACACGAGGUGUUCGAGGCCCGCCGUAAGAUUCUGGUGCACUUCCAGACGCAAGCAAGCAAGACGAUCAGCAUCCCUCGCGAACACCACCGCUGGAUCCUUGGCAAGAAGGGUGAGCGGCUGCGCGAGCUCGAGCGUACCACGGCGACGAAGAUCAACGUGCCGCGCAUCAGCGAGGAAUCGGACGUGAUCACGAUCCUUGGCACGAAGGAAGGCAUCGAGAAGGCGGAGCAUGAGAUCCGCACGAUGUCCGACGAGCAGUCUCGCAAGGCAUUCGAGCGAUUCAGCGUGCCGAAGAUCUACCAUCCGUUCGUGCAAGGGGCGUACGGCGAGAAUCUGCAGAAGAUGAUGGAGGAGACGGGCGCCAAGAUCAACGUACCGCCCCAGUCGGUGCAGAAGGACGAAAUCAUUAUUACGGGCGAGAAGGAGGGCGUGCUGGCUGCAAAGGCGCGCAUUGAGGCGAUCUAUAAGGAGAUGGAAAAGAAGUGUACCUCGGUUGCGGUGGAAGUUUCGCGUGCUCAGCAUAGAUACGUGUACGGUCCGCGCGGUUCGACCAUACAGGAGAUCCUGCAGAUGACGGGCGUGUCGGUGGAGAUGCCCCCAAGCGACUCACCGAGCGACACGAUCACACUGCGUGGCCCGCAGGACAAGCUGGGUAACGCGCUGAGCGUGGUGUAUCAGAAAGCCCACUCGAUCCGCACGAAUGUCCUGGAGUGCCCGCAGUGGAUCCACAAGUACAUCAUCGGUCGUGAGGGCGGCCACAUCAAGGAGUUCUCCGUCCAGCACCCGAACGUGCACGUCGAGUUCAACGAGGACAAGAUCAAGAUCGACGGCCCACCGGAACAGGUCGAGGUCGCGUCCGAUGAGCUGCAGAAGAUGGUGAACGACUUGACCGGCCGACUGACGUUUGCUGAGAUGGCUGUCGACCCGGUGCACUGCAAGCACAUCAUUGGCAAGGCGGGUGCCAACAUCAACCGCAUGAAGGAGGAGUACGACGUGCAGAUCAACAUCGACGAGAAGGACGCGAAGCCGAUUCGCAUCGAAGGGCCGCGUGAGGGUGUGGCAAAGGCGCAACAGGAGCUGCUGGAGAAGAUCGCCAAAUGGGAGAACGAGAAGGAGGAAUCGAUCAUCAUCGACCACCGGCUGUUCAAGACGAUCAUCGGUGCGAAGGGCGAGAAGAUCCGCGAGAUUCGCGACAUGCACAACCAGGUGCAAAUUGUGUUCCCUGGACCGAACGACAAGUCGGACAUCGUAAAGAUCCGCGGCAUGAAGGAGGACGUCGAUCGGUGCCACAAGUACCUCACACAGUACGUCAAGGAGCUGCAGAAGCACUCGUUCGUGAUGGAGGUGCCGAUCUUCAAGCAGUUUCACAAGUAUGUGAUCGGUAAGGGUGGUGCCAACAUUAAGAAGAUUCGCGAUGAAACGCAAACGAAAAUCGACCUGCCCGAUGAAGGGGACCAGAACGAGAUGAUCGUGAUCACGGGCAAGCGCGAGAACGUGAAGGAAGCCCGUGACCGUAUCCAGAAGAUCCAGAACGAGAUGGCGAACAUCGUAUCGGAAGAGGUGGCCAUCCCGGCGAAGCAUCACAUCUCGCUGAUCGGAACCGGCGGUAUGCUGAUCAACUCGAUUAUGGAGGAAUGUGGUGGGGUUUCGAUCAAGUUCCCCAACUCGGAAGCCAAGAGCGACAAGGUGGUAAUCCGCGGCCCUAAGGAAGACGUGGAACGUGCCAAGCAGCAGUUGCUGGAGCUGGCCAGCGAGAAGGAACUGUCUUCAUACUCGGUGCAGAUCCGUGCCAAACCGCAGCACCACAAGUUCCUGAUCGGCAAGAACGGUGCUUCCAUCAAGAAGAUUCGUGACAAAACGGGUGCUCGAGUGAUCUUCCCAGGUGUGAACGACCAGGACAAUGAGGUGAUCACCAUCAUGGGCAAGAAGGAAAACGUCGAGGAGGCAAAGAUCGAGCUGGAAGCGAUUAUUAAAAACAUCGAUAACAUUGUCGAUGACGAGAUCAGCGUAGAACCGAAGUAUCAUAAGCACUUCAUCUCGAACCGUGGAAAGGUACUGCGUCGCAUCGAGGAGGAGUGCGGUGGCAUGUCGAUUUCGUUCCCGCGCAGCGAUCGCGACGACCGCAACGAUCGCGUCACGCUGAAGGGCCCGAAGGACUGUAUUGAAACGGCAAAACAACGUAUCGUGGAGAUCGUACGUGAACUUGAAUCGAUGGUGACGAUCGAGUGCUACAUUCCCGCCCGUCACCAUCGCAUCGUGAUGGGCCGCGGUGGUUCCAAGGUGCAGGGCAUUACGUCGGAGUUCGGUGUGAACAUUAAGUUCCCCGAGCGCGGUUCUGGCAUGACGAUGGACGCUCCGAUGACCGUUGAUUCUACCGUCGCCACACAGAACGGCAAUGGCGGCGAGGCAAACGAGGGAGAAGCUGGCACUGAGGGCGGAGAGGCUGCUGUGUUGAAUGGUGGCGGUGGCGAGCAGGCAGUCGUUGAGCCGGUCCAGCGUGUUUCGGACCUGAUUCGCAUCAGCGGCAACAUAGAAAAGUGUGAGCAGGCGAAGGCAGCUCUGCUGGCGCUGGUGCCUCAGACGGAGGAAAUCAUCGUGCCGUUCGACCUACACCGGUCGCUGAUCGGACAGAAAGGUCGCGACGUGAAAGAGCUGAUGAACACGUACGACGUGCAUAUCGAGAUGUCGCCGCAGGACAAGAAGCUCGACAUCAUCAAGGUGACAGGCACGAAGACGGCCAUCGCCGACGCGAAGGAGGCGAUCGCCGAGCGCAUCAAACAUCUGGAGGCGGACCGAAAGGACCGAGAGCUUCGCUCGUUCGAGGUCAAGGUAGAGGUGGAUCCGGUUUACCACCAGAAGAUCAUUGGCCGGCGCGGUGUCGUAAUCAACAAGAUCCGCGCCAACCACGACGUGCAAAUCUCCUUCCCGAAACAGGACGACCCACAAAACAGCAUCAUCACGAUCCAGGGUUACGAGGAGAAGGCACUUGCGGCUCGCGACGAAAUCCUCGCCAUGGUUGACACGCUCAGCUCGGUGUACAAAGAGGAGAUCCGCAUCGACGAGCGCGUGCACCGACGCUUCAUCGGUUUCCGUGGCAAGCGGCUGCGCGAGAUCAAGGAGCAGUACGGUGUGGAGAUCACGUUCCCGCGCAUGGACGAUGCAGACAAAUCGCUGGUCACGCUUGCCGGUACACCGGAUAACGUCGAGGCGUGCCGUGACUACCUGCUGAAUCUGGAGGAAGAGUUCCUGCAGGACGUGUCGGCCGCUCCGACCCAACCGACCAGCUUCUCGCAGAUUAUGGAGGAUACGCUCAGCAACCAGCAGACCAACAAACAGGGCUUCGUUGUCAGUGGUGCUCCGUGGGAGCGCAAGGCACCCAACACACAAUCGCUGGAAGAUUUCCCUGACUUUGGUGGACUUGGCGGGGGUCCGGGACCGGCAGCGGCUAGCGCCGAGCAGAACGCGCAGGCGCCCAUCAACUCUGCCUGGAAUGCCAAGCAUUAAUGGGCGAGGCGCCAAGUUUUUUCGUUCGUCCCACCAUCUUAUUCCCGGCUCGCCAUGGAUUGAACGUCGAACCCCUAAACACAACCCCCUCGGCACAGGACUCUGGAAUAAUUCUUACAAAAGCAAUCAUUUGUUAAUAGAAAGGAAGAAAGUUAACCUUUUAAGUAGUAUACCGGAACCGCAACCGGUGCAAUUCCUCUAUUGCGUCCUCUCCGCACUCGUCCACUCGGUGGCAGCGGAGAUCCUAUGCAAUACUGUAAAAUUUGGGGCGCUCGUUUUUAGAUAAAGCUCAAUCGAUAGAGAUACAGAACGGAACGGUGAGGAGAAUAGAGGAACCCAACAACGUACCAGAAUUUAGUAUCCACUCUUACUCUAGCAUAGACGAAAUGAACGACUGCAGUUCGAAAUGCAACUAAACUUACUGUCACGUUUGCUCACCGGCACAAUACUCCCCCUUGCAACGAUACCCGUUUAGCCAAAAGAUUAGGGAGAUUUUUGUUUCUCUUCUAUAUUUUCUACACUUCACUGUUGCGAACGGUCAAUUUUGCUUCCUUUCGAGUCAGCAACGUGAAACGCGAAGAAUGAGAAAGACACCAGUAGUUGAAAGAGAGAGGACACCUCUAUUUCUUUUUGUGUGUUCACCGAUUUUCGUUCUAUCGCUGUUAUAUAAUUAACCUGUGUGCUGCCGUUCGCGCCGAUCGCGAAUGAGCGUUUUAUUUGCACUUGUUUUUUCUGUAAAAGUGGUGUAAUAUUUACCAUUUUUGGAUACCAUAAAGGACUACGGAGGACAGAAAACGAAACAAACUGUAACAAACGUUAGAAAAGAGAGAUAUAUACCGACAAAAACACACACACACACAAUGCAAAACAUAUAUAUACAUAUUUUGAUAAUCAAAUAUUAUUUUCACUAUCGUAUAAAAUAAAGACAAGGUUUGUGUGUGUGUGCAUGUGUGCAAAUGCGCUGUUCGCAUCUCGAUAGGUUGCACCCCGUUCGACAGGAUCGCGUCCGUUUCUUUACAUUAGGUAAAACAUAGCCCGGAUCGGAGACGAUGCUGAGUGAGCAGUAACCCUGCGUCAAGAAAAGCAGCGCGUGCAAGCUAGCUGACCGCAAAUCAGCCUGACCCGUUUUCGUCCUAAAGACGAAGCGCGUCAAGGAUUGAACGAAGUAUCACGCUUCUAGCGGACAAAGAAACUGCAGGCUAAAAAGAAAUGGAAACAAUAAUAACUGAGUAAAUCUAAGGGAAGGCUGGCUUUGGUUUCUAGUAGGAGGAAGAGGCUGGCGAAACUCGUUGAGUUGAAUUGCUGCAAUUAUGAUGUGGGAGAGAGGCGCAAAAGGAAAACUAAUUAUACAACAAUAUAUAUAUUGAACUUAGAGAUAUAAUGGAGAAAAGUUAAGAGUGGAAUGAAACUAAUAAUUGUAGUAAUGGCAUUGUGCAACAGUUGGAUGAAAACAACACGGGGGAUAGAGAAAAUAGAGAGAGGAAGAUCGAGAAAAAAGGUGCUUGCGACGGUGAAUCGUGGCGAAGUGUUAUAACAGAUAUGACGGAAAACCCCCGUAAAAGAUUGUUUGUUCAGCGCAACACGCCUACACACAAGCAUGCUUAUGGGAAUGAACGGAAGGUGAUCACUGAAAGUGGCAUCGUCCUGUGCGCAAGGAUAUACUAGGUGGAAUUGAAACGGCGGCGACGGAUGAUGGCCCCAAACGAGAAAAGGGGCUGGUUUGUAGUAAAGCAGCCACAUACUACAACGCGCGGAUCAUGGGAGACGCCGUGCAACGAGAUCGAGAAGGAAUUAUAAAUUAGCUUCCUUUUACGGUAUAAAAAAGCGUAAUAACGAGAGUGAAAUAGCGCCGCUCAGAAACUCCUCGCGGUUGGUUGGUGGGCCACUUCGAUCACAGAAGAAAAAGAGAGUCUUGCGCCCAGCGGGGAGAAAAUCACGAAAAGGUGGCGUAAGCCAGCAUGUCACCCAGGAAGCUAAUACAACUUGUGGUGAAAUAAAAACUUAUUACAUUUUCUGUAAUCGGCUCGGUGUGUUAGCGUUUUUCCUUCAUUGCGCCGUUUCUCGUUUUCGU